AUGACCAAGCUUAUCAACCACAACACAACUAUUUCCAUGAAGAAGUCACAGGUCUUCUCUACUGCUGCUGACAGCCAGACCACCAUUGAGGUCAAGAUCUUCCAGGGUGAAUGUGAACUCAUUCAGGACAACAAACUCCUUGGUAACUUCAACCUCAUUGGCAUCCCUCCUGCUCUGAAGGGCAUCCCCCUGAUCAAGAUCACUUUCAACAUCAAUGCUGAUGGUAUUGUCCAUGUCACUGCCAAGGACAAGGCAACCAGCAAGGACCAGUCUAUGAUGAUUGCAUCCUUGUCAGGUCUGAGCAACAAGGACAUUGGGCACAUGAUCUCCAAUGCCAAGAAGUAUGCUGACAUGGAUAGGGCAUGUGAAGAACUCAUUGAGGAAGCAAACAGAGGCAAGUCAGUCUGUGUGGACACAGAGAAGGGAAUGAAUGAGUUCAAGGACCAACUUGAUGCUGCCAAGAGGGAGGUGUCGAAACCCAUUGGUGAACUUCAUGAAUUGGCCUCAAAAGGUCUCACCAGCGAUGCCUCUGUCACUGCUGAGCAAAUCAAGGAGAAGAUCAGUGAGACUUGA
Molecule: messenger RNA, 573 nt
Organism: Pisolithus orientalis
Lineage: Eukaryota; Fungi; Basidiomycota; Agaricomycetes; Boletales; Pisolithaceae
Product: mitochondrial Hsp70 chaperone
Exons: 3
Coding region: 1-573 (190 amino acids)
Biological process (GO): cellular response to unfolded protein; protein refolding
Cellular component (GO): cytoplasm; mitochondrion
Molecular function (GO): heat shock protein binding; misfolded protein binding; ATP-dependent protein folding chaperone
Source: RefSeq, a predicted model, not a curated record